Galeopterus variegatus (Sunda flying lemur) is the source of this 1278-nucleotide messenger RNA. RefSeq names its product chemokine (C-C motif) ligand 25 (gene CCL25). Gene Ontology annotation, biological process: monocyte chemotaxis; cellular response to interleukin-1; cellular response to type II interferon. The coding region runs from base 250 to 789 and encodes 179 amino acids. NCBI's taxonomy places the organism in Eukaryota, Metazoa, Chordata, Mammalia, Dermoptera, Cynocephalidae. Gene Ontology annotation, cellular component: extracellular region. Gene Ontology annotation, molecular function: chemokine activity; CCR chemokine receptor binding. The transcript has 5 exons. The record is from RefSeq and is a predicted model, not a curated record.
GACAUAGCAGGCAUCGGUGAGUCCUUUUCCUGACCAUGGCUGAGGCCAGCAAGCAGCAGGUUCCUCCAGCACGACUUGUCCCCAUUUUGUGCCACCUGCCUCCCUUGCCAAGGGCCCUGGUGCCAGGCUUAAGGUGGAGGUGUUCCCAGUGCCUGCAGCCAUCCUCCUUGAGUCCCCAUCACCCCCUUCCACCUCCCCAGGUGGCUCUUUUAUCCCUCGAGGUGCCCAGGGAGAGGAGCACCCCACACCAUGAACCUGUGGCUCUUGGCCUGCCUGGUGGCUUGCUUCGUGGGGCCCUGGGACUCCACUGUCCACGCCCAAGGUGCCUUUGAGGAUUGCUGCCUGGCUUACCACCGCCACGUUGGGUGGGCUGUGCUCCGGCACGCCCGGGUUUACCAGCACCAGGACGUGAGUGGAAGCUGUAAUCUACCUGCCGUGAUAUUCUACCUCCCCCAGAGACGCAGGAUGGUGUGUGGGAACCCACAGGACAGGGGGGUGCAAAAGGCCAUGAGGUUCCUGGAUGCACGGACCAAGAAGCUCCACAACACCCGGAUGACCUUCCACGGAUCUCAUGCUGGGAGGAAGAAGUUGAGUUCUGGAACCUCUGGGCUACCAUCGUCCAUGUUUAGUGAUCCCACUCAUAGCAGUAAGAGGAAUGCCUCCCUCCCAGCAGCAGCUAAUCCAGCCCCGUCCGGGAGCCACCAAGAGUCACUCAUCAGAACAAAAGAUUCUACUAUCACCAAGGAAAUGACAAGUUCUGUGCCAGGAAUUGGGAAAGGAGACCAAUAGGUAUAUUUCUUAUUAUUUCAUAAGCCUCAGUUCCACUGCGGUCCCCGUCACCUGCUGGCCUCCCUAAUCCCUCCUGCAGGACUGUAAAUCCUCACAUCUCCAGGAUCCACCAGCACAAGACAGGCUCGAUCUUUCUGUGCCACAACCAUCCUGCAGCCAAAGCUGCCCCAGCCAAAUCUUCAUCCCUGUGCCUGCCUCCUGGGUGGAGAGGACCUCCUCUCCACCCCACCACCUCCUGCCUCUUGGGCAGCUGGAAAGAGGAAGUUGACUUUAUUUUAAGUCCCUUGCUGCUCCAGGGACUGGAAUCAAAUCCUGGGCAGUGGCUCUGGUAGAGAAGAUUCCUCAGGAUACACCGCCCACCAGUAGCUUCUUUUCAUGGUUCCUCUGGCUCCUUGCAAAGCUUUGGUAGGUCCAAGGACACCCCUCCCAGAAUGUAUUUUUCUAUUACUUUUAAAUAAACCUUUGGCAGUGUUGCAGGGGGAAACAUCA